Centruroides sculpturatus (bark scorpion) is the source of this 1030-nucleotide messenger RNA. Its product is annotated as dynein light chain Tctex-type 1-like. The record is from RefSeq and is a predicted model, not a curated record. Gene Ontology annotation, molecular function: dynein intermediate chain binding. Bases 554 to 946 code for a protein of 130 amino acids. Gene Ontology annotation, cellular component: cytoplasm; cytoplasmic dynein complex. The transcript is spliced from 6 exons. NCBI's taxonomy places the organism in Eukaryota, Metazoa, Arthropoda, Arachnida, Scorpiones, Buthidae. Gene Ontology annotation, biological process: microtubule-based movement.
UUAUAUCCUUCUCAAUAGAAAGAUAUGAUUUACUAUCAAAUAUUUUAAAUUAAACUAAAAUUUUCAAAUAUUUUAUGGUGAAUUUGAAACUUAUAAUUUUUAAAUCAAAAAAUAAAAGCUGUAAACAAAGUGUUUAGUUAUUCGGAAAUACAUGAAUUUCACUUCUUUUGAGAUGUGGUGGGUGAAGUGAAAGUUGGAGAGUGAUAGUAUUAAUCGUUUUUAAAAGACAUGUGCUUAGUAGGAAUGAAUCAUCACGGUAAUUGGCUGCAGAUGUCACGUCACUACCUCGUUUCUCUCUAGAAGCACGUGGUUACAUUAUACAGAGUCCAUCCGUAUAAUCGAUAAAAAGGUGUCUAGCCUCAAUUGAAGUUCAGCAGAAAACCGACUGUACUGUAGCAGUAUCAUAUCACCGUAUACAUUUUGGACAUGAGACAGAUUUGGCACAUCUAGCAAUUAGUGAUGCUGAUAAAGCAAACAUUGCAGGUCAGAUAGCUAAUGGAGUUAAGUUGAUUUCAGUGGUAUUCUGGACAAGGUUUUUUUCUUUCUGGGAAUAAUGACGUAUUUUCAAAAAGAACUUAAGAACUUGGGACCAGAAAAGACUUGUGUGGACACAACUCGUGGAACAAACUGGACAAAUUUUGAUAAAGAUGAAAUUAAGCCUGUUAUUAAGGAUGCUAUUGAAACUGUGAUUGGCAACAAUAUAUAUCAACAAAAUAUGAUAGAUCAAUGGAUGAGCAACAUUCACAAGAAUAUCUUAGGUCAAUUAAUAAAAUUAAAUAAACCAUUGAAGUAUAUAGUAAUUACUGUUGUAGUACAACGUACUGGUUCAGGUCUGCACACAACUGGCUCUUGUUAUUGGGAUGAAUCAACAGAUGGUUGUUGUAUGGUAAUAUGGGAAAAUGAUACAAUUCAAUGUGUAUCUAAGGUUUAUGUUCUUGGAAUUUAAAUGUAUAAUAAAUUAAUUAGCAAAAGAAUAAAAUAUAACUUUAAUAGAAAUAAAUAUAUUAUGUAUGAAUAAAUUUGUUCUAGA